Capsaspora owczarzaki ATCC 30864 is the source of this 393-nucleotide messenger RNA. RefSeq lists its product as hypothetical. The coding region runs from base 184 to 369 and encodes 61 amino acids. NCBI's taxonomy places the organism in Eukaryota, Filasterea, Ministeriida, Capsasporidae. The transcript is spliced from 4 exons. The record is from RefSeq and is a predicted model, not a curated record.
UAUCUUUUUUACUCUUCUGUAUUUUCAAGCAUGCGUGCGAAGUGGCGCAAGAAGCGCAUGCGUCGCCUGAAGCGCAAGCGCAGGAAGAUGCGUGCUCGCUCCAAAUAAAUGAGCGGCUAACAAGCGUUCUGGAUUGAUGUCGCUGGGCGGGGCUUUGGGUUGGGCAUUUGCCUCUUUUGGUGAAUGUCUGGCUCGGGGUCUUUGCUUGGUGCUCGUCAGUCUCUGUGCAGCAAACUCUCACGUCUUUCUCAGGGUGCAUCGGCUCUUGUGGUGUGCCUUGGGGUGUCCAAGCAUUUUUGUGUUUGGAUGCAUUGUGUUUUCCGAUCCUUGGCUGAAUUCAAUGAAGGCCUGCUGUACACCCCCCUCUAAUACAACAAAAAUCCAAAAAAAGAA